Molecule: messenger RNA, 964 nt
Organism: Oncorhynchus keta (chum salmon)
Lineage: Eukaryota; Metazoa; Chordata; Actinopteri; Salmoniformes; Salmonidae
Gene: eif5a
Product: eukaryotic translation initiation factor 5A
Exons: 5
Coding region: 152-646 (164 amino acids)
Biological process (GO): positive regulation of translational termination; positive regulation of translational elongation
Molecular function (GO): ribosome binding; translation elongation factor activity; RNA binding
Source: RefSeq, a predicted model, not a curated record
AGCACGACCGACCCACCCUGGCUCAGGGACUAAAGGCGUGCUAAUUAUCUAUCUUGGUCUCCAAACACCUGUGUGUGAAUGGAAGGACGCCGCAAGCGGGUCGUCACUGAAAACAAAUAUUGUUGGCUGCAACUGCGUUAAAACAGUGUACAUGCCCCUAAUCCAUCGCACCAUGGCAGACACUGAUCUUGACUUCACCACCGGAGAGUCUGGCGCCUCCGCCACCAUUCCUAUGCAGUGCUCUGCCCUGCGAAAGAACGGCUAUGUGGUGUUGAAGGGACGCCCUUGCAAGAUCGUGGAAAUGUCCACCUCCAAGACAGGAAAGCACGGACAUGCCAAGGUUAACAUGGUGGGCAUUGACAUCUUCACCAACAAGAAGUACGAGGACAUGUGCCCCUCCACCCACAACAUGGACGUACCCCACAUCAAGAGGAAUGAGUUCCAGCUGUUGAACAUCACUGAUGGGUUCAUGUCCCUCAUGGGUGACAAUGGAGACGUGAGGGAGGACCUGCGCGUGCCUGAUUCAGACCUGGGCAAGGAGAUCGAGCAGAAGUUUGCAGCUUCAGAGGAUAUCCUGGUCUCUGUGCUGUCUGCUAUGGGGGAGGAGUGUGCUGUGGCCAUUAAGCAGAUGACCGGUGGCAAAUAGAAAGACAGGACUGACCUGCCCAGGCAACAAACUCCACCCACAACCAGUCUCUAGUAUUCUUAUUGGUUCUUCUGUCACCAAAGCGACGGCCUUCACAGACAACCUCAAUCAUUCUGUUGUGAUUACUCCUUUGUUUUUUUUCCCCUCUCGUUUUUUGGUUUCUCUCUCUCCGACGCUGUCGGACUGUCCCAGCAUUACUGCGGCACGCUCGCUGUGUUGGCUAGCAUUCUGCCGGAUCACUGAGGUUUUGUUUAGUUCUACAUAAUCUACUAUAUAAAGAAAAGUACUUAUUGGUGAAAUAUAGAUUCUUUUUUUUGA